Molecule: messenger RNA, 4595 nt
Organism: Bombyx mandarina (wild silkworm)
Lineage: Eukaryota; Metazoa; Arthropoda; Insecta; Lepidoptera; Bombycidae
Gene: Myo31DF
Product: Unconventional myosin ID
Biological process (GO): endocytosis; actin filament-based movement; actin filament organization
Cellular component (GO): actin cytoskeleton; microvillus; plasma membrane
Molecular function (GO): actin filament binding; ATP binding; microfilament motor activity
Source: RefSeq, a predicted model, not a curated record
UGUUCGGAGUGGCAUGUCGUUUUAUUUGUGAUUUUAAUUUUAACGGAUUGUUGACAUUCUUGACAGUACAUUGUAAUCGCAUAAAUUAUAAUUUACAAACUGUGUGUGAACAAUUCCUACCUACCUAUUAUUGAAAUUGUUCUUUGUAUAUUGUGACAAUGGCGACACAACCAGAAGUCGGCGUGUCCGACUUUGUGCUCUUGGACAACUUGACUACAGAGACAUUUAUUGAAAAUUUGCAUUUGAGGUUUCAACACAAUAAAAUCUACACAUACAUCGGCGAGGUUCUCGUGUCUGUGAACCCUUACAAGACCCUCGACAUCUAUGGGCCCCAACACAUGGCUCAGUACAGGGGCCGGGAGAUGUUCGAGGUUCCACCACAUGUUUAUGCCGUUGCUGAUGCUUGCCAGAGGGUUUUACGGCAGCAGGGAAGGGACACGUGCGUCCUUAUAUCGGGUGAAUCGGGUGCAGGAAAAACGGAGGCAUCUAAAUUUAUAAUGAAGUACAUCGCUGCGAACACAACACAAGUACACAGGGAAUAUAUUGACAGAGUGAAAAACGUUUUGAUACAGUCAAAUACCAUACUCGAAACAUUUGGCAACGCAAAAACAAAUCGCAACGACAAUUCGUCCCGUUUCGGCAAAUACAUGGACAUACAUUUCGAUUAUAAGGGCGACCCAGUCGGCGGACACAUCAGCAACUACCUCUUGGAGAAAAGUAGAGUGGUCAGCCUUCAACCGGGCGAGAGAAACUUUCAUUCGUUUUAUCAGCUCCUCAGUUCAAACAAUCCGGUUUUGAAAAAACUGGGAAUGUCAACGAACACGGCCUACAAGAUCCUGGGCAGCGAAAGACCUACAGCGCACGAUUCUAAACUUUAUUCCCAAACGAAUAGUGCGUUUAAUGCUCUGGGCUUCUCUAAUUCGGUCAUCGAGGAUAUAUGGAAUAUUGUCGCCGGUGUUAUUUUAUUGGGCGAGGUGACGUUCGAGGGCGGGGAGGGCGGGGAGGAGGGCGGCGCCGUGGCGGCGGGCGCGGUGGCGGGCGCGGUGCGUGCGCUGGGCGUGGCGGAGGCGGGGCUGCGCGCCGUGCUGGGCCGCCGCGUGCUGGCCGCCGGGCACGACCUGGUCACCAAGCAGCACUCGCUCGUCGACGCGCACUACACCAGGCUGGCGCUGGCCAAGGCGGCCUACGACAGACUCUUCACCUGGAUCGUGCAACAGAUAAACAAAGCCAUCGACGUCCCGGCCGGCACGUACAAGAACACCCUCAUCGGCGUGCUCGACAUCUACGGGUUCGAGAUCUUCGAGACCAACAGCUUCGAGCAGUUCUGCAUCAACUACUGCAACGAGAAGUUGCAGCAGCUGUUCAUCGAGCUGGUGCUGAAACAAGAGCAAGAGGAGUACGCGCGCGAGGGCAUACAGUGGACGCCGGUGCAGUACUUCAACAACAGGAUCAUCUGCGAGCUCAUCGACGCGCCUCAUCACGGUGUCAUCGCCAUCAUGGACGAGGCCUGCCUCAACCCCACACAGAUCACGGACCAGCAGCUGCUGGAGGCGAUGGACAAGCGGCUGACCGGCCACCGCCACUACACGUCUCGGCAGCUGGCGCCGACUGACAAGAAACUCAAGCACGGAGUCGACUUCAGGAUAACGCACUACGCCGGCGACGUGACGUACGCCAUCACCGGCUUCAUGGACAAGAACAAGGACUCGCUGUGGCAGGACCUCAAGAGGCUGCUGCACUCGUCCAGCAACGCCUCGCUGGCCGCCAUGUGGCCCGAGGGCGCCGCCGACAUACAGAAGACCUCCCGGCGCCCCCCCUCCGCCGCGUCGCUGUUCCGCUCGUCGCUGGCGGCGCUGGUGGCAGGGCUGCACUCCAAGGAGCCCUUCUACGUGCGCUGCCUCAAGCCCAACCCCCUGCAGGCGCCCUCCACCUGGGACCCCCUGCUGGUGCAGCACCAGACCGCGUACCUGGGGCUGGUGGAGAACGUGCGCGUGCGGCGGGCGGGGUUCGCGUGCCGCGUGCGCUACGACCGCUUCGUGCAGCGCUACAAGAUGUUGUCGCAGUACACGUGGCCCAACUACCGCGGACACUCGCCCCGGGACGCCGCCGCCGUGCUGCUGCGGGACCUGCGCCUGGACGACGUGCACUACGGACACACCAAGCUCUUCAUCAGGAGUGCUAAAACGCUGCAAAGCCUAGAGGCGGCCCGCGCAGAACUGAUUCCUUCCAUCGUGGUGCUGCUGCAGAAGUUGUGGCGAGGAGCGAUCGCCAGGAGGAGAUACAAGAAGAUGAAGGCUGCACUAACCAUAUUCAACGCUUGGAAACGCUACCGCUACCGGCGCUACAUCUCGGAGCUGCAGACGGAGCUGUCCCGGCACCGCGGCGUCAUCCGGCGCUGGCCCCCCGCGCCGCGCGGCCUGGACCCCGCGCUGCUGGUGGCGGCGUACCGGCGGUGGCGCGCCUUCCUCGUGCUGCGCGCCGUGCCGCGGGAGCGCUGGGCCGAGCUGCGCCUCAAGGUGUGCUGCGGCGCGGCGCUGCGCGGGCGGCGGCGGCACUGGGGCGCGGCCCGGCCGUGGCGCGGGGACUACCUGGCCGCGCCCGACUACAACGAGAAGGCGGGGGCGUACCGGGCGCAGAUCGCGAGCAUGCAGAAGGCCGGCCAGAUAGACAAGCCGCUGUUCUCGUGCCGCAUACACAAGUUCAACCGCUACAACAAGUCCUCCGAGAGAUGUCUGCUCGUCACUAGCACGGCGAUAUACAAAUUGGAUUCGAACAGUUUCAAGCCACUGAAGAAACCUACUUAUAUUAAAGACGUGGGGGCCGUGCGCGUGAUGAGCUCGGACGUGCAGCUGGUGGUGCUGUGCGUGCCGUCCGCCAAGAAUGACCUGGUGGCCGCGCUCGAAGCCCCCGGGGACGACCUGGUCGGCGAGCUGCUGGGCGUGCUGGCCAGCAGAUACUGCAUGUUGUCUGGCGGCGAGCUGUGCGUGGAGGUGGAGAGCGGCGCCAGCACGCGCUGCACGCUGGGGGGCCGCAGCCGCGCGCUGCAGCUGCCCGCGCACGCCGACCCGCGCGCGCCCGCCUUCACGCACGCGCACAACGUCAUCACCUACCACCCGCCGUCCGCGCGCGCCUGAGGACAUUCACUUAACGGCUUACUUCAAUAAUCAAAUUGUAUAAAUAACAUUAUCAUUAUGUAUAAAUUAAUUUAAUGUAAAUAGUUGUAAUUUAUUUUCUAGAAAAUGGUGCCUUAAUGAACUGAUGUGCUAGUUAGUACACACAGGGCGGCGCGCGCCGUCGCCUGUGUCUCGUUUUAACACGAACGAAUUUUUAUGUUUGGUAUUUGUUGGAACCCUCCUUGGGUGUGACGGUGUACUUAUUGGACUGCGCAGACAGCAUAAUAUUAGGUCUUAAAGUUGUUUCUUUAGGAAACAAAAAUCUGUGCCUUUAAGAGCUCUUGUGCUUAAAAAGUGUGAGCUAAAUAAGUUAUUUUUAAAACGUAUUUAUUUGCGCAAAGACACGUUAUUGAAUCCGUUGUUGUAAUUAUAUUUGGUGUCCAACGCAGCGCCGUCCCGCAGUAACUUGAACACCACCCAUUGUAAAAGUAAGUAGACGUAUAUUGAAUUUGUGGUUACCCUAGUGUCGGUUGACGAACGUCCCUGGCGUGCCCCCCCACCCCUCCUGACUGUCCCCGGUCGACCCCGGCCGCCUCUAGCGACAAGCACUCACUAUGACAGAGUUAUUAUGAAUUAAGAAUAAAAAUAUCCUGCACAAAAUCGUGGGCGCUUGAGUUUUGCGCGACCGACGGGCGCGUCAGUGUGCGUCCUAAUAAUUAGUAGUUCUGUGGUGCACGCCAGUGCGUUUGUUGGUCAAUAAUAUUUUUAAACAAAAUGACUGCUACCGAAGCAUUCAAGCAUCUGUUUCUACCAUUUUUCGUGGAAAUUUGUACAAAUUAUUCUAUGUGCGGUCGUCCUACCCGGACGUGGACUAUAAGUAAAUUAUUUUUAAAUUCUUGGGCACCCUCCGUUAUGAAGUCACCAGACCUUUUAGAACUUUCAGCCGCCAUUAGUCAGGCACGACCUGCCGGGUGCUUUUAUACUUAACAGUUAUAAAGCCCUAAGGAAGAUUCCUUUGAAAAAGCUUGUAAAAACAAUUUGUUUUUUUUUACAUUGAUUCAAAGGAAAACAUAACUUUAUAAAUUGAGACUAUUUAUAAAUAUUAUAAUAAUUUGUAUACAUAUUAAAUAUUAAUUCGUAAAGAUAUGUUCGUUGAUUAUUUUAAUAUCAUGUGAUUUAAUUUAAUUAUUUUGUAAAUAACUAAUUGAUUAUUAAUACACGAGGUGAAGUUUUUAUUCACUUUUAAAAUAGUAUUUAUUGUUUAGUCUUAUAGAAGUUGUUUACAACGAAAUAUGUUUGGCUCGGGUUUGUGAGUGACAAUGCUACAGGGUGUGUCCCGGGUUGUCGGACGUGCCCCGGCGGCGCAUACAGGGUGUGAGUGAAUUCUCUGUAGCAUUGUUUCUUGUAUACAUUUGUCAGUCGUGAUUAGCGAAGUGCCUUGUUGUGGUGCCAUGGUAUUGAGUAAAGUUACGUGUUUUACAA